Messenger RNA from Camellia sinensis, 882 nucleotides. The record is from RefSeq and is a predicted model, not a curated record. NCBI's taxonomy places the organism in Eukaryota, Viridiplantae, Streptophyta, Magnoliopsida, Ericales, Theaceae.
AUGGUGAUAAGUGACAAAUGGGCUUCUUACAAGGAAGAUGAUGUUGGGAAAGCAGCUGUUGUAAAGGAAAAGUUGUUGAAUGAUGUUUGGUGGGAUAAGAUUGAAUAUAUACUCUCAUUCACAUUGCCUAUUUAUGAGAUGCUUAGAUUUUGUGACACAGAUCAGCCAUGUCUACAUUUGGUUUAUGAGAUGUGGGAUUCAAUGAUUGAAUGGGUGAAGGCAUCCAUCUAUAGGCGUGAAGGGAAGGCAGAAAAUGAAGAGUCGUCCUUUUACUCUGUAGUGCAUCAAAUAUUAGUGGAAAGGUCGACAAAAACUAGCACACCUCUUCAUUGCCUUGCUCAUUCCUUGAAUCCAAGUGGGAUGUGGCUUCAUGAAAAUUCCAUUCGUGUUCCUCCUCACAAAGAUGUUGAAAUUUUUGAGAUGAGAAUCAAGUGUUUUAAGAGAUACUUUCCUGAUUCAGAUGAGAGAAGGGUUGUCAAUACAGAGUAUGCAAAGUUUUCAGGUUGUUUAGAAAGUUUUAGUGACAAUGACUCAAUAUGUGAUAGAGGAGUAAUGGAACCAGUGGUUUGGUGGUUGGCACAUGGCUUUUCUGCACCUAUGCUCCAAUCCUUGGCAGUGAAAUUACAUAGCCAACCAUGUUCCUCAUCAUGUUGUGAAAGGAAUUGGAGCACCUACUCUUUCAUUCACUCUAUGAGGAGGAAUAAAAUGACACCACAACGGUGUGAGGAUUUGGUUUUUGUGCACUCCAAUAUUUGUCUCUUAUCAAGGAGGAGUCAACUAUAUACAGAAGGAGAGACCAAGUUAUGGGACGUUGGGGGAGAUGCAUUUGAUUCAUUGGAGGGUUCUGGUUUCCUUGAAAUUGCAAAUCUUUCACUUGAUUAG